UAACAGCAACAGCAGCAGUGUCCGUAAAGAUCCGUAGUUUUAAAGUUAUCUUAGUUAGAAAGUAUUUCACAAGCUCUACAUUUCACACCAAAACACAAUAGCUACGCACAAAAAACACAUGUGAUCAAAUGAUCACACAACAAUACGCAAGCACCAACUAAUAAUAUUAAUGGAAUCGGAGUCACGUAACGGUUUCCGUUUUUUACGAAUGCCGAAAACUAGGGAGGGUUAGUUAGUAUGCGGCAGCGGCGGCGGCGGCGGCGGGGCGCGGGGACCGCAGUCGCGCCCGGGCCGCCGCGCCGGCACCAUGUCGUCCGCACACGCAAUGUUUAUCUCACGCACUGCCAUUGUUAUCGAGCGCACCCCCGAGCGAACAGCUGGACAUGAGUAGCCGACCGCGCCAGUGACAGUUCAUAAACAGUGACGAAAAUGACAUGGACCAAGUGUGUAAAAUGAUAGUAAAGGUGGUAUUGUUUUGUGUUGUGAUGGGUGCGGCGGGGACGGAGGACGGCUGCAUGCGUACGCCGGACGGGGUGGUGUGUGAGGUGCCGGUGCUGUCAGCUGAUGCUGAGCUGGUGGCGCCGGAGCGGGCGGCGGCGCUGCGGGUGGCGUGCCGCGCGCCGCGGGAGAGCACGCUGCGCGACCACCACUUCUCCCGCCUGCAGGGGCUCGCCGACAUCACCCUCACCCGCUGCCACCUGCUCCGCCUGCCCGGGAACGUGUUCGAGGGGCUGCGCGGCCUCAAGUCGCUCACCAUCCGCUCCAUGAACCACGAGUGGGGCCCGAAUAAGGAGCUCGAGCUGUCCCUCGGUGCCUUCAACGGCAUGCGCGAGCUGCACACGCUCGACCUCGGCUACAACAACAUCAGGAAGAUACCGUCGGACUUGUUCUGUGCGCUCGAGAAUCUCAUUUCGUUGAACUUGACGCGGAAUAAAAUAAAGUUCGUGGACGAGCUGGGGUUCGGGCACAAGUGCGGGUCGACGCUGCAGAGUAUAGACCUGAGCGAGAACGACGUGAUGUCGCUGCCGGCGGACUCGGAGCUGCUGCACCUGCGGCGGCUGGCGCGGCUGUUCCUGCAGGGCAACAAGCUGGCCGCGCUGCCGCCGGACGUCUUCACCGAUCUGCUCGAGCUCAAGCUCGUCAAUCUCUCCAACAACGCCAUCCGCACGCUCCCCGACAGACUGUUCCACAACACCAGGGAGAUCCGCGAGAUCUACAUGCAACAUAACGAGCUCGAAAGCCUGCCGAGGGGAAUAUUUAAUCGGCUGGAACAAUUGCUCGUUUUAGAUCUUUCGGCGAAUAAAUUGAGGAGCGACCACAUAGAAGAUGAAACGUUCGGCGGUCUAAUAAGAUUAGUCGUGCUUGACCUGUCGCACAACCUGGUCGCGGGUAUUACCACUAAAAUGUUCAAAGAUCUGUUCUUCCUGCAAAUACUCAAUUUAAGCAAUAACUCUAUAGAUCAUAUCGAGGACAACGCGUUUUCGCCGCUGUUUAAUUUACAUACGCUAAAUCUAGGCAAUAAUAAACUUCUAACUAUAGAAGGGCAUGUGUUUAACGGUUUAUACAUUCUCAAUAAGUUAAGUCUGAAUAAUAAUAAGUUAUCCUUUAUCAGUGAGCAAGCUUUCAAAAACUGUUCCGAUCUGAAAGAAUUAGAUUUAAGUUCGAACCAGUUGACAAAGGUACCUGAAGCAAUAUCGAAAUUGCCAUCCCUGAAAUCUCUAGAUUUAGGGGAAAACUUAUUGACAGACAUAACGAAUGGCUCUUUCGAAAACUUAUCGCAACUGACGGGGCUGCGGCUCAUCGACAACCAAAUAGGCAACCUCUCUGCGGGCAUGUUCCGCGGCCUGAGCAGCCUGCAGGUGCUCAAUCUAGCCAAAAAUAAGGUCCAGGCCAUAGACACCGAAACAUUCCAAAGAAACACGCAGCUCGAGGCUAUUAGGCUCGAUAGUAACUUCAUAUCGGACAUUAAUGGGGUGUUCGUGUCUCUCACCAAAUUACUGUGGUUAAACUUAUCCGAAAAUCACCUCGUGUGGUUUGAUUACGCUUUCAUACCGGGAAGUUUGAAGUGGCUGGACGUUCACGCGAAUUUCAUAGAAAUACUCGGAAAUUACUAUAAAAUUCAGAACGAGCUGCACGUAAAAACUUUGGACGCGAGUCAUAACCGGCUCGUCGCGAUAUCGCCCAUGGCGAUCCCCAACAGCGUCGAACUGUUGUUUAUAAACAACAACUUCAUUUCAAACGUUGACACGGAUACGUUUUUAGAGAAGCGGAACUUGACUCGCGUGGAUAUUUAUGCCAAUGAGAUCGAAAACUUAGAUAUAAAUAGUUUACGUAUAUCUCGAGUGGGGGCCGAGCGCGCGCUGCCAGAGUUCUACAUGAGCGGGAACCCGUUCCGGUGUGACUGCUCCAUGAAGUGGCUUCUGACCAUCAACGCGGUGACGUCACGGGAGUACCCCCGCGUCAUGGACCUCGACAAUGUCAUCUGCAAGGAGUCCUACGUCCGAGGAGCCAAGUUCCUCCCGAUACUCACUCUACAAGCUAAAGACUUCCUCUGUAAAUACGACAACUAUUGUCCCGCCAAUUGCGAGUGCUGCGAAAUUAGCAGCUGUAAUUGCAGAACGGUUUGCCCUAAGAACUGCUCGUGCUACCACGACGCCACUAAGAGCACUAGUGUAGUCGACUGCUCGGCGCAACAAUUAAUUGCUGUGCCACAUAGUGUUCCGGUCGACGCAACACACAUAUAUUUAGACGGAAAUGUUUAUCAUGAUCUCAACGAGACUGCAUUGAGUUCACUGCACAAAGCCCUUGUUUUGUAUCUAAACGCAAGUCGCAUCGCUACCAUUCACAACAACACGUUCAAUGGGCUCGGCGAACUAAGAACUCUGCAUUUGGAGGAAAACCAACUCAGUAGGCUGCGGGGCCUUGAAUUCUCAAAGUUGAGUAACUUAAAAGAAUUGUUUCUGCAAAGUAAUGCAAUCGAGUUCAUUUCCAACGAAACUUUUUCCUUUUUGGGCGUGUUGGAAGUUUUACGCUUGGACGGAAAUAGACUUGCGAGUUACGCGCUUUGGCAUUUGGACUAUAACAAAAAGUUGCAAACUCUGUCCGUGGGCGAUAACCCCUGGUCUUGUGACUGUAAAUAUUUGCAGGGUUUCCUUACGUUUGUUACUCAGAACGUGGAGAAAGUUAUCGACUCCAACAACUUGUAUUGUGUUAAUGGCAACGUAGCGCCGGCCGUAAAGAAGCCAUUAAAUUUGAAUGUGACGGUUUGCAGCGAGAUAAGCGGCAAGUCGGUCAUUAGCGCUCUGCUGGUGUCCCACAGCCUGCCACUGCUGGCCUCCGUGCUUACCGGCCUCAUGCUUAUUCUGCUGAUACUGGCUCUAGUCUUCACAUUCAGAUACGCGUGUAGAAUGUGGCUCUACUCGAACUGCGGCAUAAAGCUCUCCCCGCUAGCGGGCUUUGAGGACGCCGACAAGCUUUACGACGCCUACGUCUGCUACAGUCCCAACGACGAGGAGUUUGUGAUAGACACGUUGUCGCGAGAGCUAGAGACAGGUUACCCGUCCUACCACCUAUGUCUGCACUACCGCGACGUGCCGCAAUUCGAGGCGACAUACGCGCAGUUCCCAGACCUAGUCGUUGAGGCUACAGAGGCGUCGCGACGCAUCAUAGUCGUCAUGACGAAAAACUUCCUCAAAACCGAGUGGACGCGGCUCGAGUUCCGGCAGGCCCUGCAGCGCGCGCUGCGCAGUGACCCGCACAAACUGAUCCUGGUCACAGUAGGGCCGGUGCCGCGCGAUCCCGAGUUCAAAUCGCACUUCAAAACAGGUUUGGAGAUAACGUGGAAAGAGAAACGCUUCUGGGAGAGGUUACGGUACGCGAUGCCGUCGUCUAAGCGGCGCGGGCAGAAAUUGAAAAGGUUGAAUUACGGGAGGAAUUCGAACACGUACACUAUGGACGCGUCCGUGCUGAAUAGUACGUGCCAGACGCUGUGCGGCAAGUCGGCCACGUCGGCCGAGCGCUCGCCCGCCGACCGCCCGCUGUCCGAGCACAUCUACUCCACCAUCGAGUCCGACUACUCGUCCGAGCCGCGCGACUACCCCCGCGACUGUCCGCGCGACUACCCACGUGACUACCCGCAGGCCGUGGUCCACGAGCACACGGUGCAGACGUACUUCGUGUAACACCCCCGAUCUCCACUAGACUACGUCCGUAUAACCCUAGCCGUAGCCCUAGACAGUUGCCGCAUAAGUCCGUUACAUUAAAAUUCCAUUAAAUCUGUAAAUAUUAGCGCUAAACAUGUUAGAACUUUUGUACAAUAACGAUACCAAAAUAACGCAUUUCGUACGAUUUGCUUCUUCGUAUUUAUUGAAGUUUAUAUAAAUAUUGAUUAACGUAAGUAUUACAUAAUUCAGAAGACUGUAAAUUAUUGUGUAGUUGUAAUUUUUCAAUUCGCUGAAGUUUGUAUAGUUAAAUAAUUAAAGGAGUUUAUAAAGGUG
Molecule: messenger RNA, 4496 nt
Organism: Plutella xylostella (diamondback moth)
Lineage: Eukaryota; Metazoa; Arthropoda; Insecta; Lepidoptera; Plutellidae
Product: toll-like receptor 7
Biological process (GO): signal transduction
Cellular component (GO): plasma membrane
Molecular function (GO): protein binding
Source: RefSeq, a predicted model, not a curated record